Molecule: messenger RNA, 1587 nt
Organism: Cladophialophora immunda
Lineage: Eukaryota; Fungi; Ascomycota; Eurotiomycetes; Chaetothyriales; Herpotrichiellaceae
Exons: 5
Coding region: 1-1587 (528 amino acids)
Source: RefSeq, a predicted model, not a curated record
AUGGGUAGAUUGGGACACUGCGUCUGCUCCGGUUUCCAGUACUUCCAGCAACGGUUGGAGCCUGUCUCCAUCAACGAGUUCCCUGACGAGCAUUUAUCACAGCACAUCAACAACGCAUUCAAGUAUAUCGACCUCGUCAACGACGUCAAUCCGCACUCACUCAUACCCUACUUCCUCCACGAGUCUGUCCUCCACGAGCCUGAUCACUUACCCUACUACGCAUUCAAGACCAACCUCGAGCACCGCAUAUACAACGUCAUCCACUACCCUUUCGACAACAUCGACGAUCACCAGCACGACGACACAGAGCAUAGCUUCUUCAUCGAGCUCUACAAGCUCCAGCUUCUCCUCAACUUCGACCUCGACCUCGACCUCGACUCCAAUCUCAAUCUCAACGUCAACGUCAACGUCAACCUCUACGUCGACCAUCACAAGCAGUUCAACGACUUCAACGUUGACUACAACGUCGACAACUUCGACCAGCUGCCCAACAAGCACUUGCGCAACUGUAACACAGGUAUAAUCCCCGAUGUCGAUGUUGUCACUGACGGCGGCUUCGAGGGUGUUGAUAACGGUGUGACACUUACAACCGGUGUGACAAGUGGUGGCUGGACUGUCGGCGGUUCAGCAUAUUUCGACUUCAAUGGCAGUCCCAAUGGUUAUACCACGCCCGACGACGAAAAAUUUGUCGUAUUUCCGGGUUCGAACACUGUAACUGCAACUGUUUCUCAAACCAUCGUCAACCUUGUUCCCGGUACAACCUAUGAACUGAGCUUCGACUACAGCAUCCCAUACUCUACAGCAGUCAACGAUGGAGUCGCGAAUUUUUGCUAUUUGACUGUCAGCCUAGGUGGCCAAACUGUACCAGAUCUUAUCGGAUUUCUCGGGGAAGCGCAACCGGCAUGGGGCGAAAUUCGGGAUGUUGACUUGGUUGCGGAAUGUUCGGAAGAGAUUCUUACUUUCAGCUGGGACUGUUCUGGUCUGGAGGAUGGAAUGGAGACUGAUUUCGCGAUCGACAACGUUAGUUUGGAAGGAGCAUAUUGUGCUCCGGCAGAUCCUGCCUCCUCCUCUACAACGACUUCUUCGACGACUUCUUCGACGACAUCUGCGCCGUCUACCUCUUCCACCUCGUCGUUAACCACCGCUUCAUCCUCGUCUAGCAGCACGUUCACAAUCCCCACCACGACGCCGAUAACGACGACGACAACUACAACUUCCACAACCACCACCACCACCACCACCACAUCAUCGGGACCAACAUGUGCCGCAACGGGACUCGCAACUGGCAGCUGCCCCUCCCAGUCGUCCACAUUCGUCACAAGCAAUGGCGUAAUCUUCCAGAAAUACUGCGACACGUAUUACUUCGGCAACACGCCUGUACAGAUGAACGGGAACUUCCAGGGUGAUUACGGCGCCUGCGCGGAGCUGUGCUCGCAAAACCCCGAGUGCACAUCGUUCGUUUAUGAGACGCCUGGGGAUGGUAUCCCAUAUGACUGCGAUCUGUGGAGUGGACCGCUCACAAACGGGUCGCCUUCGUCGAGUAGGGGCAACUUCGACACGGGUGUUGUGGUGCAGACAUGUCAGUAG